CAGUUCCGUUUCCGGUGUAAACAAACAAGCCAACAUGGCGACUUGCACAGCACGUUAGUCAACUUUUACGUCCGAAGGCGAUUCUAGGAGUUGGCGGACACUGAAUAAAUGCCAAAUUACAUGAUGACUGAACCGAAAGCUGAGCGGAGUUUAGUGCGCUACUACUGCACCGCUGGAAACGGCAUGGAGCCUUUCUUAGUGGAGGAGGUGAAGACGAAGCUUGCGGCAGAACAUGUGUAUCAGAUGCCUGGGAAAGUGCUGUUCGGCACCUCUGCAGCGAUAGACACCCUCACAGAGCUCAAGGCUGCAGAGAGGCUCUUCCUCCUGUUGAGACAUGAAUCACCUGUAAAUCUGACCGCCCACAAAAGCCCAGCAAAGGUUGCCAACGCGUUGCAGUCCAGACUGAUCGGUGAAAGGAGUGAGUGGACCAGCGCUGUGAUGACAUGGAGCCGCCUGCAGGGGGAGCUGGCACACAGAAGAAUUGCUGUCCACGCACCAAGCAUCACUAGGCCACCAACAAGCACGAGGAACAAGAAGAAGGAGGAGGAGAGAGUUAGUGAAAAAGAGACGGAAGAGGAGGAGAGGCAGGAUGGGGAGUCUGGAAAAAGUUCAAGACAGCAGACAAAGGAAGAGAGUGGAGUUGACAGACAGGAGGAGAAAAGUAGGGAUGAGAAGCAGAGUGACAGUGGACAGAAUGAAACAGAGACAUCAGAAAAGAAGAGAAAGAGAGAGGUGGAAGAGAGUGAGGGAGAAGGAGAGCGAGAGAGGGAGGACGAGAAGAGCCAGCAAACCUGUGGCGCUGGAGAAAGCGGAAGCUGGAUUUCGAAGAGAAAAAGGGGUGAUGAAGAAGAGGAGAGGAGCGUUUUAGGUUGGGCAUGUAGAAGUGAGAGACAAGAUGGAGAGAAUGAUAAGACAUCAGAACAGGAGACAAAGAGGGAAGAGGAGGACGGAGGGGCGGUGGUGGAGUUGAGUGACUGUCAGCCAAACGGAAAACCUGCAUUAAAAGCAGCACCUGAUUUCUUCAGCUGUGACCACACAACCGGGAAGAACCGCGAUGUUAAAAGGGAAGCUGGCGCAGGAAGAAAUAGGACAGUACGGGAGCCCAGCAAGGACAAACCAGAGCUUUCUCCUCCUGCCUCUGUGUCUUUUAGGAUCAGCUGCAAGUGUACUGGAGCUCUGUCCAGGCUCCUCAGCACACAGGAGCUGAGCCGUGUGAUUGGGGUAGGCCUGAGCAGGCUGCUGGGCUGGAAGGCUGACCUGAGGAAUCCGCAGCUGGAGGUGAAUGUCUAUUUGAGUGAUGAGCACUGCCUUGUGGGGAUACCGCUGACCAGGGUUCCUCUGGCUAACCGCAGCUACCUUCAGACUACAGGACUGAGGUCGACUAUAGCCUGGGCUCUGGGCUCACUGGCUCACAUACAGCCAGGUUCCCGUGUCGUCGACCCAAUGUGUGGGGUGGGAACCAUCUUAAUAGAGGCAGCACAGGAACACAAGCAUACCAGCUUCCUGGGCGUGGACAUUGAUGAUGGGCAGCUGCAGAGGGCCAGUGAAAAUGUAGUGUUUGCAGACCUGAGCAACAGGAUACACCUCCUAAAGGCUUCCUCUAUGGAGCUGCCUCUGCCCAGUGCCAGUGUGGACGCCGUGGUUUCUGACGUGCCGUUUGGCAGGAAGUUUGGCACCAAGACACACAUGGCUGCCAACCUGCCACUCAUCCUCACUGAGAUGGAGAGAAUCCUCCGUGUUGGUGGUGUCCUGGUUCUCCUCCUAAGCCCCCAGUUAUCUUGUUUGCUGAAGAAGCUCCAGGCACACCCUGGUACUGGAUCAACAUCUAGCCAGGAAACAGAGGCUCAGACUGGACCACUAGACCUCCAGUCUGCCCUUCUCUCCUCUGUGCAGCAGGAGCCCCACCAGAAACAUGUGGGGAACAAACCAUCAUCAUCCCAGGAAAGAGAGCCUCAGACUGGGCCACAACACAGGCCACCUCCCCCUCUGUCCUCCCUGAGGCACCAGGCCACACACAGAGUCAGCCUAGGGGCCAUAGAUGGACUUAUCCAUAAAUACAUCAAGACAGAAACUUGAUCAGUGUUGAGAGCUAUUACAUUUCAAAGUAAUUAGUUACUUUACUUCAACAACUCCCUUGAAAAGUUAUUAGUUAUGUGUCAAAGAUACUCAGCUGAAAGUAACUCAGUAGAGUACCACUGCAAUGGAAUUUGAUUACGAAUGCAUUGCAAAGUAAUGCACCACCCCCAAUGCUGAAUUCAAUACAUCACCAUCUAUUGUUUUAUUUGUACAUGAAGUGAAUAUUAAAAAGGCAUAUUUUUGAAAAAAUAAUGAA
This is a messenger RNA of Myripristis murdjan (pinecone soldierfish), 2332 nucleotides long. It is a transcript of the gene thumpd2, whose product is annotated as THUMP domain containing 2. The transcript has 11 exons. Lineage: Eukaryota; Metazoa; Chordata; Actinopteri; Holocentriformes; Holocentridae. Gene Ontology annotation, molecular function: tRNA (guanine) methyltransferase activity; RNA binding. Gene Ontology annotation, biological process: tRNA methylation. Bases 109 to 2076 code for a protein of 655 amino acids. The record is from RefSeq and is a predicted model, not a curated record.